UCUUGGGGCUAUAAAGUGUGUGUUCGUGCGUAUGUGUGUGUGUGUACGCGCGUGUGCGUGUGCGUACGCGAGCGUGUGCGCCACUGGGUGUUUGGGUCAGGGCACCUCUGUGGCCCCCGUUGGGAGUGGGGAAGAGGAAGGGGGCAGAAAGGGAGGUUGGUUGUCGAGCCCAAAAGAACGAAUCUCCCUCUUCCCGACCCCCACCCCCAGCCCUUAGCAUAUAACCCUCCCGGGCUGACUUGAGACUAAGAUGGCGGCCGUUGCCAUGGCACCCAACCCAGUCCAGACCCUCCAAGAGGAGGCGGUAUGUGCCAUCUGCCUGGAUUACUUUACAGACCCCGUGUCCAUUGGCUGUGGGCACAACUUCUGCAGGGUGUGCGUGACCCAGCUGUGGGGUGGAGAGGAUGAGGAGGAGAGGGAGGAGGAGGAAGAUGAAGGGGAAGAGGAGGAGGUGGAGGCAGUGGGUGCCAGCGGCGGGUGGGACACCCCCAUGCGAGAGGAUGAGUACGAGGGGGACAUGGAAGAAGAGGAGGUGGAGGAGGAAGAGGACGAGGAGUUCUGGACCAGCAGCAUCAACGGCCCCACCUGGGACAACAUGGAUUACGUGUGGGACGAGGACGAGGAGGAAGACUUGGACUACUACCUGGGGGACGUGGAAGAGGAGCUGAGGGGCGAGGAGGAGGAGGAGGAUGAAGAUGAGGAGGUGCUGGAGGAAGACGAGGAGGAAGAGCUCGAGCCAGCCACCCCUCCACCGCCAGCCCCGGCCCCCAGGCGGAGGUUCACCUGCCCCCAGUGUAGGAAGACCUUCCCCCGCAGGAGCUUUAGACCCAACCUCCAGCUGGCCAACAUGGUGCAGGUCAUCCGGCAGAUGCACCCGGCCCCGCGCCGGGGCAGCCGGGGCAGCGAGCAAGGCGUGUGCCCCAAGCACCAGGAGGCCCUGAAGCUGUUCUGCGAGGUGGACGAGGAGGCCAUCUGCGUGGUGUGCCGGGAAUCCAGGAACCACAAGCAGCACAGCGUGGUGCCCCUGGAGGAGGUGGUGCAGGAGUACAAGGCCAAGCUGCAGGGUCACGUGGAACCAUUGAGGAAGCACCUGGAAGCUGUGCAGAAACUGAAGGCCAAGGAAGAGAGGAGGAUCUUGGAGCUCAAGAGUCAGAUGAAGACAGAGCUGGCAGCAGUAGCUUCAGAAUUUGGAAGAUUGGCACGGUUUCUAGCCGAUGAACAAGCCGGGCUAGAACGGCGCUUACGGGAACAGCAUGAAGCCCAGCUAGGGCGAGCAGGAGCCGCAGCAGGGCGCCUUGGGGAGCAAGCUACACAGCUAAGUCGCCUGCUGGCCGAGGCCCAAGAGCGAAGCCAACAGGGGGGACUUCGGCUGCUCAAGGACAUCAAGGAGACUUUUAACAGGUGUGAGGAGGUACAGCUGCAACCUCCAGAGAUCUGGUCCCCAGAUCCCAGCCAUCCCCACAGUCAUGACUUCUUGACAGAUGCCAUCGUGAGGAAGAUGAGCCGGAUGUUCUGUCAGGCUGCCCGAGUGGACCUGACUCUGGAUCCUGACACUGCUCAUCCAGCCUUAGCUCUAUCACCAGACCGACGUGGGGUCCGUCUGGCAGAGCGGCGCCAGGAACUCCCUGACCACCCCAAACGAUUUUCAGCUGAAUGCUGUGUGCUGGGUGCCCAGGGCUUCCGCUCUGGUCGCCACUAUUGGGAGGUGGAGGUGGGGGGGCGGCGUGGCUGGGCUGUAGGGGCUGCUCGUGAGUCAACUCGUCACAAGGAGAAGGGGGGACCAGCAGGGAGUUCUGGGGGUGGUAGUGGGGAUGCCACACAAUCCCGCCACCAUCAUCGCCGCAGAAGGCCCCAUUUGCCCCAGCAGCCAAUAUUUCAAAGGGAGGUGUGGUGUGUGGGUACCAAUGGAAAGCGCUACCAGGCACAGAGCUCGACUGAGCAGACACCUUUGAGCCCUGGUGAGAAGCCACACCGAUUAGGGGUAUACCUGGACUACGAGGCAGGACGACUGGGCUUCUAUAAUGCUGAGACUCUGGGACAUGUACAUACUUUCUCAGCUGCCUUUCUGGGUGAGCGGGUCUUCCCCUUCUUCCGGGUGAUUUCCAAGGGUACCCGAAUCAAACUCUGCCCCUGAAGGAUACCAGUGCUUGCUUCCCCUCCCCCAAAAUUCCCUUAUCUUGAUUAGGGGUUAAGGGUGGGUCCUCAAGCUAGGGAGGUUGGUUCUCUUCUACACUACUUUUUCUCCUAGGUUUCCACCUCUGGUUUUCAUUCUCCUGCCUUCUCUGUCGUCUGUUAUCCUUGUCUAUAGUUGGGUAUGGGUCCCUAAACAGGAAAAAAUUGUUGAAACAAUCUGCUUUCCCCCCACCCCCUGGUCUGUUUUCUACUCCCCCUCUCCAAUUACACCUCUAUUACUUGUUCUACCCAAGGGAAUUUUUUUUAGGGAGGGGAACUUUUUUUUUUGAAUUGGAUGAGACUCCCCCUCCACACACACACAUAUAUAUAUAUAUACACACCUUUCUGUCAGCUAUCUAUAGCUGAGGGGGAUAUAUGGGGAAGUCGGAUUCCUCUAAGGUUGUCUGUCAGAUCAGAACCAUAAUGGUAGUCACCUUCAUGGUUUUCACCUUAUGUCUCUGCCUCCUCCACUCCUUAUCCUCCAGUUCUGCUGCUCGUUUGCCUCCCACCUCCAAUUCCUAAAGGGAAGCUUGUCACCAAAAAUGUGACUGUUCUCAGGCCCAGAUUCCCCUUUCCCCUCCCCAGUUUGCAGCAUCCCCUACUUGGCUCAGCCCACUAGGGGAGGUAGAGAUAGGUUUGAUCCUUUGAGAAGAGUCUUGGGCAUAGUUAUAUUUUUCUAGAACCUUCCACUUCCAAUUUGGAGGUUACCCCCCCCCCCCGCCACUCCCUAUUUCUUAGCCUGCCUUUCUCUGUACUGCUGUUUGGGGGGAAAUUGAGAAGUGGGAGUGGAAUGGUGUGUAGAAACGAACAAUAAAAGUUUACUGUUUUAUCAGUUUCA
Messenger RNA from Trichosurus vulpecula (common brushtail), 3010 nucleotides. It is a transcript of the gene TRIM41, whose product is annotated as tripartite motif containing 41. The record is from RefSeq and is a predicted model, not a curated record. The transcript has 6 exons. Lineage: Eukaryota; Metazoa; Chordata; Mammalia; Diprotodontia; Phalangeridae. Bases 251 to 2134 code for a protein of 627 amino acids. Gene Ontology annotation, cellular component: nuclear body. Gene Ontology annotation, molecular function: zinc ion binding; protein binding.